Cuscuta campestris is the source of this 1004-nucleotide messenger RNA. The record is from the annotation of a GenBank genome assembly. NCBI's taxonomy places the organism in Eukaryota, Viridiplantae, Streptophyta, Magnoliopsida, Solanales, Convolvulaceae.
UCACACUGUCGUCCCGUCCCUCUUCCGCCUCUUCGCCCAACUUCCUCAUCCGGUCCUCUUCAGUCAGUCAAUCUCCUCCUCGAUUUCUCCCUUCUUCGUUCCAGUGUAGUAAAGUGAACUCAAUGGGUGAUUCAUCAGAAGGAGAGGAAGAAGGGAAGCUUACUGGAGGUAGCCAACAACUGCUGGUUGAUGAUAACCUUCGUGAGAUGGCUAAGAUGGCUGCCUGGAGUGUCAGCUCUUCGAAAGCUGGAAAUGGUGUUGCUUUCCUUCGUGAUGGCAACCUUGAUACUUAUUGGCAGUCUGACGGGACACAGCCACAUUUGGUAAAUAUACAAUUUCAGAAGAAAGUGAAGCUCCAAUUGGUAGUUCUAUAUGUAGAUUUUAAGCUUGAUGAGAGCUACACGCCUAAUAAAAUUUCAAUACGAGCUGGUGAUGGCUUCCACAACUUAAAGGAGAUAAAAUCAGUGGAACUUGUCAAACCAAGUGGCUGGGUGUAUAUAUCGUUGUCAGGGAAUGAUCCUCGGGAAACCUUUGUGAAUGCUUUCAUGUUGCAAGUGGCAAUUUUGUCGAACCAUCUAAACGGGAGGGACACACAUAUCCGCCAGAUUAAAGUCUAUGGGCCUCGACCGAAUCCCAUUCCUCUUCAGUCAUUCCAAUUCACGUCAAAAGAGUUUAUUACAUACUCUAUUCUGAGGUAAAGCCGGAGAAGAUUCACUGUUUUUUUGGCUUUGAGGCAUGAUUGAAUAAAGCAAGAUGACUCUUUAAACUGUAAAAUGUUCUCUCAUAGUAAAGUUGCAGUUAGUCAAUGUAACUUUCAAUGUUCAUCAUGAGUCAUAUGCUUUAAACAUAGAGGUCGCUCUACGUAGAUCAGACCCACCUUAGCCUACAAUGAGCGGUAGCUUUUAAGGCAUUGAGGUAAUGUUGUUCUUAAACAAGUAGAAAGGAGCCUUACAAAGCCAUUUCUGUUUUAUUUGCUACAAAUUGAAAAAACUAAUUUAUGAUGU